UCUGAGGGAGGCAGGACAGAGACUUUGGACACCAGGCUGCAGAAACAGACUGGAGUUUGGACUGAGCUGAAUCAGCGGAGGGAAGUUUACAGGAAGCUGAAGCUUUUGGAUGGACGCAGCACCGCUGAAACCAACCAAACAACCGCAUAAGAGAAACUCGAGACUUUGUAGCAAUUCCGACACUUUUCAGCGCAUGUUUCCUAAAAUGGGGAAGUGAAACGAGGCGAUCCGGUCAGCUUGGGUCUCAUCUGUGGAUACUCACCACUUUGAGCACCUGCCAAGUUAGAGAAAACUUUAUUUUUGGAAGUAACUUUGAACCUCUGCGCUGCUGCGAUGCGCUAAUGGAGCCCGCUGAUGUUCCCCACAUGUUUUUUCUCAUCACGAAGCUCUUUUUGAGACGUCAUCUGUUUUCCACAGAAACGAUGAACUUGUCUAAACGGUCAUUUGUGAUUCUCACCGUCAUGUUUUCGGCGUGGACGCCAGGAUCCGCCGACGUGCUCACAGACUUGGAGUUUGUUCAGAGUCCUUCUACCGUCGUCUCCUCGCUCGGCAAACCCGUCACACUGCAGUGCAAAGUGAACGGUGUCGGAGGCGAGGACGUGGAUUCCCCCGAUGUGACCUGGCUGAGAGAUGGUGUGUCGCUCGAGUAUGCAGACACUAAUCAAUACCAAGUCCUCACUGGCAUCAACAGCAGGACGAUCAUAAGCACGCUCAGAAUCGAGAAGGUGCAGCUCCCUGACAUGGGCUCCUACAAAUGUGCUGUUCAGUCGGGAGGCAGUGAGACCUUUUCUGAUGAGGGGGGUAUUCAGCUGGAAGGCCUUCCUCAUUUCUCUGUGGAGCCCCACCACAUGACUGCGGUGGCGAACGUCUCCUUGAGCCUGCACUGUGUGGCCCACGGUCCUCCAGAACCGGUCAAGGUCAUCUGGCUGCAGGAUGGCCAUCCUCUGAACUCUCUGACAGACGCCGUGGCCCUUUCACCCUCAACCCUCAACCUCACAGGUCUGAACAGGACCAGCACCUUCUCCUGUGAGGCCCAAAACCGCAAGGGCGUGACCACCUCCCGAUCCGGGACCAUCACUGUCCUCCCAGCUGCACCUCAGAAUGUGAGAGCUGCUCAGAUCACUCAGACUGCCCUUCAUGUAUCGUGGCAGCCUGGCUUUGGAGGAGACUACCAGAUAAUCGACUGCUCUGUGCAGGCCAAACAUCCAGGAGAAUCCUUCACAGCAGGCCCUCGCAGGCUGAUCCAUAAUCAGACUGUGUCCAUGCCACCAUCCUCACACAUCAUCCAGGACCUGGAGCCUCACACCCUCUAUGCUGUCAGGGUGGCAUGUCAGAGCAGCCAAGGCCCAUCUGCCUGGUCUCCCUGGGUGGAGCUACGUACCAAAGAAGGAGUGCCUGAAAAUCCACCUGCUAAUGUGACCGCUGCGCUAAAUGCAACAGAGGUGCUGGUAAUGUGGGCGGAGCCACCGGGAAGGCUGAAUGGACAGUUACAGGGUUACAUGGUGGAGUACAGCACACCUGUUACACAGCAGAUCACACUGAAUGCAGGACUGAGCACCGAGCUGUCCAUCAAUCUGUCCGCUCCCCUGUCAAACGUCUCCUUCCGGGUGUGCGCCUACACGGGGGCGGGUCGAGGACCCUGGACGCCUGUUCAGACUCUGACACUCAAUUCACCCGAAAUGGGUGAAAUCAGAGGUCCAUCGUCGCCCCCGGCCUUUUCCUGGCACUGGUUUUAUGUGGUGAUGGCUGUUACCGGUGCUGUGUCCAUAGCUGUGUUCCUGGCUGUUUACGUGGCCAAGCUGCGGCGCAAGGAGACGCGCUUCGGGGAGGCGUUUGAACCCAUGAUGGAGAGCGGAGAGCUGGUGGUCAGGUACCGCGCUCGGCGCUCCUACAGCCGCAGGACCACCGAAGCGACUCUGAACAGCCUGGGCAUCAGUGACGAGCUGAAGCAGAAGCUCCAGGAUGUGAUGGUGGACAGACAUAAAUUAACCCUGGGAAAGACGCUGGGAGAAGGGGAGUUUGGCUCUGUGAUGGAAGGGCUGCUGACUCAGGAGGAGUCUGCUCUCAAAGUCGCUGUCAAGACUAUGAAAAUUGCCAUAUGUACGCGCUCAGAGAUGGAGGAUUUCCUCCGGGAGGCAGCCUGCAUGAAGGAGUUUGACCAUCCCAACGUCAUGAGGCUCCUCGGUGUGUGUCUCCAGACUGUGGAGAGUGAAGGUUACCCCUCCCCUGUGGUCAUCCUGCCGUAUAUGAAGCAUGGAGACCUGCACAGCUAUCUGCUGUACUCACGGCUGGGAGACUGUCCUGUGUACCUCCCAUCUCAAAUGCUGGUCAAGUUCAUGACAGACAUUGCCCGAGGAAUGGAGUACCUCAGCAGCAAGAACUUCAUCCACAGAGACCUCGCUGCACGCAACUGCAUGUUGAAUGAGAACAUGAACGUGUGUGUGGCCGACUUUGGCCUCUCCAAGAAGAUCUACAAUGGAGACUACUACAGACAGGGCAGGAUCUCCAAGAUGCCCGUGAAAUGGAUCGCCAUCGAAAGCUUAGCCGACCGCGUCUACACCACAAAGAGCGAUGUGUGGUCCUUUGGAGUCACCAUGUGGGAAAUCGCCACUCGGGGCCAGACGCCGUACCCCGGGGUCGAAAACAGUGAAAUUUAUGAUUAUUUGAGACAAGGAAACCGUCUCAAACAGCCUCCGGACUGCCUGGACAGCAUCUACUCUUUGAUGUUCUCCUGCUGGCUGCUGAGCCCGAAGGAUCGGCCCUCGUUUGAGUCGCUGCGCUGCGAGCUCGAAAAGGCCCUGGAGGAUCUACCGGACCCACAGGACCCGGACGAGAUUCUGUACGUGAACAUGGACGAGUCCUCCAUGGAGCUCGGGGCCGUCGGAGGUCGUGACCCCACCGGACGUUCGUCCCCUCUCUGCCUGAAAGGCCUGGACUCUGUGACCACAGUGGAGGUCCACCACCCCACCCGCUACGUCCUCUGUCCGCAGCACGAAACCAACCGAACCCUUUCCGACUCCCUGGAGAGCCUCGACAUGCCGGUGUCAUCCUCCACAGCCACUUUGCCUCUACAGCCAUCCUGCCGCUCCACCCCCAGUCGCACCCCGACUGUCGAGCUGCUGGAGGACAGGAACGGAUCCAGGAAGAUGCCCUGGCAGUGACAGACGCAGGCAGGCCACUGCCACAGCGUGCCAUCCCAGUCCCAGUAAAAGAACAAAAUCCAGCCUGCUGCUGACGCAGUCAGCUCUCAGAAACCUCAUGCACCUCUCUUUACAUGCUUUACAUGGAUAAACUCACACACAAGCAGCCAAAUGCAUUCCAAGGACUGAGAUUAGUUCUUAUUCAACCUCGUUAUUCAUACGCUGGCCUUGUCUUAUGAAGUUUGAUUACAACAUCCAGACCCAGAGCACAGGUGAGUGCUGCAGCAGCUGGGUGCACCCUUUCAAUAAGAGACUGUGAGAACAGGCUCAGGUUACACACCUGCAGCACAAUCACAAUUCACUUUAGCAGGAACCGUUUCUGCUCUGUCUGAAUGCAGGAGAAAGAUUAAGCUAAAAAAUGAAACCUCUUUGCUCCGACUCACAAGCUGGAACUUAACAGUGAGUGAGGACUAGUACGGAGGACCUGCUCCCCCCAUUCAUGACCAACAGAAGCUGCAGAGUCUGAAUGAUGAAAAACAGGUUGCUGUAACACGUUCCCCUCCAGGGCUUCACUGUGAGUCCAGCACACUGACACAGCUCUCACUGCCAGCUGUUACAUGUGCAGGUCCUGAUGCACAUAAUGUGUUUGUAUAACUCAGGAAUCUGAGCAUUUUCCUACAGGGACAGACGUCAAAUCAAGAGGGUGCAGAGGAUUCCAGGUAUGGACGGGCUGAGGGUGGGAAAUGAAGAGCGACCCAUCAGCUGAUGGGAGAAACUCCUCACCUUUACUUUUUUGUUAAGCACAGUGUUAUUACACGUUUUUAUGCUGAUUUUUGUAUUUCUACAACUUGCACUAAUGUUUUUGUAUCUCUGUGUUUAUAAUUUGUACGUUUUUAUUGGGUUUUUGUAUUUCAGUCAGUACGUGUGUUCAUGCCACAGCUCGCAUGUUCUCAGCAGCUGGAAACAAACUCGUCACAUCUGUAAGUGUUGAUGAGGAGACAUCAGUGAGCUCAUCGUGUGACAGCUUCCUGCCUCUGUAACCGUGUGUGUGUGUGUGUGUGUGUGUGUUAGCAGCAGGAUGAUAAAAACAGUCAGUGAGGUGCUGCGUUUCUCAGCUGUACACAUCAGUGGUACAUAAAAUGAAAUGGUACUUUAUACUCGUCAUGUCCUGUAAUACCUGUGCUAUUACACAGGUCCCACUUUGUUCCUGCACCAUGAACACGGUGCUGAGACUGAGGUACUGCUGUCACAUGAUCUCAGAUGGUCUCAGAUGGUCUCCUGGUUUAUGAAUGUGUGUUUGGAGAGUGAAUUCCAUUCAAAGCCUUAAAUCUCAUCAUUUCACUGAGUGCCUUCACAGUAACGUGUUUCCUGCUGUGUGUUUUUAUUGGGAGGAAAAUGAACCAUAACUGCCUUUAUGAUGUCACUGCAGUGAUUUGUA
Messenger RNA from Archocentrus centrarchus (flier cichlid), 4578 nucleotides. RefSeq names its product AXL receptor tyrosine kinase (gene axl). Gene Ontology annotation, molecular function: protein binding; ATP binding; transmembrane receptor protein tyrosine kinase activity. Gene Ontology annotation, biological process: positive regulation of kinase activity; natural killer cell differentiation; protein phosphorylation. The transcript is spliced from 20 exons. Bases 342 to 3161 code for a protein of 939 amino acids. The record is from RefSeq and is a predicted model, not a curated record. Lineage: Eukaryota; Metazoa; Chordata; Actinopteri; Cichliformes; Cichlidae. Gene Ontology annotation, cellular component: plasma membrane; signaling receptor complex.